This is a messenger RNA of Ordospora colligata OC4, 741 nucleotides long. RefSeq names its product GTPase-activating protein. The coding region runs from base 1 to 741 and encodes 246 amino acids. Gene Ontology annotation, biological process: COPI coating of Golgi vesicle. Gene Ontology annotation, molecular function: GTPase activator activity. NCBI's taxonomy places the organism in Eukaryota, Fungi, Microsporidia, Ordosporidae. The transcript has a single exon. The record is from RefSeq and is a predicted model, not a curated record.
AUGGAUGAUCAUGAUUCAGUCGACAAAUUAAUAGCAAACACGUUUUUCAAGCAUGUGAGGGCACAAUCCAACAACAAGAGAUGUGCAGAUUGUGAUAAGCCAUCACCGAUAUGGAUCGCAGUGACCUAUGGGUUUUUUAUAUGCACUGAGUGUGCUGCAAAGCAUCGAGAGCUUGGUGUUGAAAUAAGCAAGGUAAAGUCAAUGAUACUUGAUGGAUGGAAGCUGUCUGAGCUGAGAAGAGUGUAUGUGUCAGGAAAUGCGAAUGCGUCAAAGCUUGGGAAAGGGCCUGAUAUGCGUUUAAAAUAUACAGGUGCUGAGUGGUAUGCAAAGAAUGUUGAUGACAUGGUAAAGAAGAGCGAAAUUGACGAGCCUGGAAUGGAAUUUAUCCACAAUCUCGAAUGUAAAAGCAAGAAUACCUUGCAGCCCAAAAAGGUAAGCGAUAUCAAGAUGCCCAAGUUUUCUGAAGAUGCUAUUAUUGCGCAGGUACAAAAUGAUGAUGUUAUCAAGGACAAUGUGAGUAAUAAAGAGAUUUCAACAGCUCCUGUGCACGAAGAAGCAGUCAUAAAAAAGAAUUCACCUGCUUCGCUUAGGAUAUCGUCAAGAAACAAAUUUAAUCUUGAGAACAAUCCAACGGAUACAAACAGACUUGGGUUUGGCGCAUUGAAUUUGAAGGACAGUCAUGAAGCAGAAUCCUCCGUUGAAUCGAUAGAAAAGCCAACAAUCAGCGGCAAUCAGCAGUGA